This is a messenger RNA of Orbicella faveolata, 3202 nucleotides long. RefSeq lists its product as uncharacterized. Lineage: Eukaryota; Metazoa; Cnidaria; Anthozoa; Scleractinia; Merulinidae. The record is from RefSeq and is a predicted model, not a curated record.
UCAGUUUAUAAUUUAGAACAGAUAUCUCAGCAGUCAUCGCAAGUUAAGCCGUAUUUGUGUACAAAGCAUAACUACAGCCAUCGCGUGACUUAUCGUCGAAACUAACCCAGAUAUUUUUUGGCCUUUUCUUUUAUUCAAAGCCUUUUAUGUCUUUGAAUCUGUUCCGCUAUCGUAGCGAGGAAGACUCUUAAAAUCGCAGCAAGUCUUCUACGUGAAAAUACGUUAAGUAUCUGGUAAACAAUUUAGGAAUUUCUGCUAGGAGGUGUAGGCGGAUAGCUGGAAAUUUCGACACAUGACGUGUUGAAAAUCGUUAACUCAAUUAAGUCUGUUCCAGACACCUUUCGUUCAUUUUGCCACGAGAUUGUAGAGAACACGGUUUUAACGAGUUAAUAUAGUCGACACUUAUAAACUUGUGUGUGCGUGUGCAAGACAGCCGAUUUAUACUUAUUUGGAAUUUAAAGGGUUGCCUCCGAGCGGUCGACUACAUUUGUCGAAAUGUAUUCACCUGUCAUAUAGCGAAUGUUUUCGUCGGCGAAAUGGAAUAAAAUUAUCAACUCGAAGUUCUCGUUUUUAAUACCAGAAAAUUCGCUAUCGAGAAGGAUCGCUCGAAUGAUCAACUUAUAUUACACUGUAGUUUCGUACAAGCCGGUCUCAAGGGAAACUGGACGCAGUUUCGUUCCAGUGUUUUGGAGGGAGGAUGCCAUAAGAUUACAACUUCCGUAUUCAGACAAAAUCGGGAAAAUAACUAUAAAACCAGGAUAAAGAAAAAUAAGUUUACACUAUGUUAUAUUAAACGCAAAUAAUGCUCAUGAUAAUUUCAUUGUUGAAUUUGCGAGAGGAGACACGGUCGAUAUUUGCCUUCAAUGCCAAGUUUGACUAAACAAGUUAUAAUUUCUUUUUUCUGCUUUUGUUUACAUUUCGGCUUUCCAUUAUGCGGCCUGUCAAAGUGUGACAUAUUGCCCUUGGCAGUGGACUAAACAGCCUUCAUAAAAUAUUCAUGCGUGCAAAUCACAUGAGUAUAUUUCUCGAUCUCAGCAAUCGUUAAGCCGGUCUUCAGUUGUAGCGAUCUUCUGCCGAGAUCUGCGUGAAUAUUUCGUCAUAGCAUGUUCAAAACAGGACAAAAGUGAUUCAUUGGCAGAACAGCUUCACUACGAUUCACGCGAUAUAUAUUCCAACAGGUUUAUGCCAAACAGGAAGUUUAUCAAAAUGACAGAGAUGGAGCUUUUCCUGGUCGAUAUUGCGGGCGACAGGAGCCUCAACGAAGAACAGCGUUUAAGACGAGACACCCUGGCAGAGAAAGUCUUAAGUUUUCGCCGGCAAAAGGAUGUUCUGAAAUCUGCAUCAUCCUAUACAUGUUCCUCCUGCUUGUCAAGAGCGUACGUGGAGCAAGUCAGCAACGUGGCCUGGCCCAAAGUCAAAUAUAACCGCCCCCGCUCGAACUCGUAUCCGUUGAUAAAGCGGUUGAACCCUCUACCUCGAGUAAUAGAGGAAGACGAAACGGCAGAAAUAGAAAAACCGGCACUGCCUCAUACACGCGUUCCUCAGGUUCAAACAUUGAAUUGGACGGAUACCAAACUCUCGGACGAAUGGCUGUACAAAAUCAACAGGCUAAGAUCUACUUUAACAUCGUUAGAUUCUUCCAGGGCUAAAGGCUCUGAUCGCGCCGAGAGGAUGCCGGGAGAAAAGCGCAGCAGUGUUGAUAAGCGAGCUGCAUUCGAAGCUUCCAACCAAGAUUCGCCUGCAGGGUGUAAAAGCGAGUCGAUCGAGCGCCUCAGAAGAGUUGUUAAAGAAGACCAUAUUCGCGAUCGUCCUUGUGUCAGGAACAAGCCUAUUUCUAAAACUGAUCACGUGCGUAAACCAGAUUCUACUUACAUCUCGUUGAUUAGUGGAUUCACGCAGAAAGAAUCACAGCGUAGAAGUCAUGAUGACGAGGCACACAAUCACACAAAGGACUCUGACUCCAAAAAGGAGAAAAACUGUAAGAAUUUGAAGUGCAUACAAAUGAACAUGUUUGUUCCAAGAAAUCUCUUCUGCUCUUCUCAAAGAAGCACUCGUCGUCAAAUGUCGAACAGUUCCGAAUAUAUUCAACAAAUAGCAAGUCUAGGAUGCUAGCUCCGACAUGUAAAAUGCGAUCAGGCAGUUUUAAAACCUGGUAAAAUAAGAGUGAGAAAUGGUUUAGGUCAUUUAGUGGAUAAAAUCCUUUGUUUUUCAUUCAUUUUACGACGAUUUUCACAUGAUCAUCUCAAGGUUUCAUUGAAUUAAUUUGAAUGACGGUGUUAUUAUCAAGGACUAGAAUAGUGUGUGAUCAUGCUAUCCUCAACGCCAGUGAUUUCUUUGUGUGGGUAGAUUUUAUGGUGUCUGUUACUUUUUUGAUCAUUAUUUCCUAGGUGAACUUUCUUGUCGUUCCAUUAAAAGGUAUUCUUUACAUGUUACAAUAUAGAAAACUACCGAUGGGUUCGCACCUGCCAAGCCUUUUCACCAGGACAAAAAUCAUGGACAUAUGCGAAGCAGUUGAUAAAGUUCUAAAGAUCUCUUCUUUAGAUGCUUGCUGUAGUAAAGUGAAAUAUAAUUUAAAUAAACAAAUAAUUUGUUCAGUGAAAUAUUGUAAUUUAUUAUAUUACAGGCACCAGUGUUUUGGUGGAAAAUUCACCACUCGUAAAAUACGAGACCCCUCUUGGACUCAAGUGCAAUAUUUUCCGUAUCGUCGACUGCCGUGUGAUAUCCCUUACGGGUUAAGUUGCAAAUAUAUUCAGUGAAAGUGCAGUUCUUUGCUACAAUCUAGAAGUCAUGGACAACAUGAGACACGAAUGUUGUAAAACCAGUUAAAGAUCUGACGAAAUUUAGAUUUUAUCAAAUUGAGUUAAUGUAUAUUAAGAAAUGAUCCGGCUAUGUUCGUUUGCCAAGCUUUGACCAAAGAAUAAAUCAUAAGAAUUUGUCAUGCAUUUUACUGGUAGUCGUUGAUUGCCUUUUUACAUGUUGCUUCCCUCAUCGUUGAAUGUUUGACGUUUUUUCCCAUGCAGUGAUUGACUUUUUUCCAUGCCUCCUCCAGGCCCUUUGUGCCCAAGAGAAGUAUGGUCACGUUGAAUUAAUUUAAUGCCUUUCCUCUAACUAUAAUCAAACUUAAAAAUAUCGAGUAUCCGUUAACUGGAUUGAUCAUGAUCUAUAAAAUUGAAUAUAGCGUUCUCUGGAAAAAAAAAAAAAA